Cornus florida is the source of this 1121-nucleotide messenger RNA. Its product is annotated as protein LIKE COV 3-like. Lineage: Eukaryota; Viridiplantae; Streptophyta; Magnoliopsida; Cornales; Cornaceae. Bases 79 to 885 code for a protein of 268 amino acids. Gene Ontology annotation, cellular component: Golgi apparatus. The record is from RefSeq and is a predicted model, not a curated record. The transcript has 6 exons.
UAACGAGCGAGGGCCUAUAGCAACAAAGUUCGUUACUGAUAGCUCGCAGGAGAGAGAAAGCUAGAGAGAGAAAGAGAGAUGGGGACGAGAGAUCAUGAUGAGAGAGAUCAUGAACGUCUAAUUCCAGUUGGAGGAGUGGGAAUCAUUGAUAAUGGUAGCCCUAAAUCACCGUCGCCGUCGGCAUUCCCUGUUCCUUCUUCUUCCCAUCACUCCGGCAAAGAGGCAUUUUACAAAGUAAUUCGUAGCUGGGCUUCAAAAAAGUUUAUGUCGGGAUGUGUCAUUACACUUCCCAUAGCAAUCACGUUCUACACCACUUGGUGGUUCAUUCAUUUUGUUGAUGGGUUCUUUUCCCCAAUAUAUAGUCAUGUGGGGAUCAAUAUCUUCGGUCUCGGCUUUCUGACCUCCAUCACUUUCAUCUUCUUGGUUGGUGUGUUCAUGUCCUCGUGGUUGGGAGCUUCUGUUCUCAGUUUGGGGGAAUGGUUUAUCAAGAAGAUGCCGUUGAUGAGCUACAUUUACUCCGCUUCAAAACAAAUUAGUGCAGCCAUAUCACCAGAUCAGAGUUCUCACGCUUUCAAGGAAGUGGCCAUCAUAAGGCAUCCGCGUGUUGGGGAAUAUGCAUUCGGUUUCAUCACAUCUACUGUCAUUCUCCGCAAGAGCUCAGGUGCAGAAGAACUCUGCUGCGUCUAUGUGCCCUCCAACCAUCUUUAUAUUGGCGACGUUUUCCUCAUCAGUUCGAAGGACAUUAUGAGGCCUAAUCUCUCUGUUCGAGAAGGAUUGGAGAUUGUCAUCUCUGGGGGCUUGUCAAUACCACAGAUAUUGACUACAACGGAAGCACAAACCAUAAUUUCGCCAAGAGUUGGGAAAUAUGCAAUCCCAAAAGUUUAGUGAUGGUCUCUUGAUGGUGAAACUGUUUGCUUUUAUGUUUUUGAGAUAAUAUGGUAUAUAUGUUUGAGGUUUUCUGUACUGAGACCUGCAUAAAUUAUUAAUUUUUCCCCCAUUUUUCAAAGGAAAAGAAAAAGAAAAAGAAAAAAGAGAGAAAAUUUUGGUGAAAAGGCCUAAAUUAGAAGUACCUGUUGCACCCAAUAUAAUGGUUAUGAAGAUAAAGUAUAUGCUGUGAUGCA